This is a messenger RNA of Mizuhopecten yessoensis (Yesso scallop), 798 nucleotides long. Its product is annotated as insulin-like growth factor-binding protein complex acid labile subunit. The coding region runs from base 1 to 798 and encodes 265 amino acids. Gene Ontology annotation, molecular function: protein binding. The record is from RefSeq and is a predicted model, not a curated record. NCBI's taxonomy places the organism in Eukaryota, Metazoa, Mollusca, Bivalvia, Pectinida, Pectinidae. Gene Ontology annotation, cellular component: extracellular matrix. The transcript is spliced from 3 exons.
AUGUCUGUACUUGAAUCCCUCCAUCUAUCACAUGAUCAAAUAGCUGUUCUUCGCGACAAUACAUUCAGUGGACUGUCUGUACUUGAAUCCCUCCAUCUAUCACACAACCAAAUACAGCUUCUUCGCAAUAGUACCUGCAGUGGACUGUCUGUACUUGAAACCCUCCAUCUAUCACACGAUCAAAUAGCUGUUCCUCGCGAUAAUGCCUUCAGCGGACUGUCUGUACUUGAAUCCCUCCAUCUAUCACAUGACCAAAUAGCAGUUCUUCGCGAUAAUACCUUCAGCGGACUGUCUGUACUUGAAUCCCUCUAUUUAUCACAUGACCAAAUAGCAGUUCUUCGUGAUUAUACUUUCAGUGGACUCAGUUCUUCGCGAUUAUACCUUCAGUGGAUGUCUGUACUUGAAUCCCUCCAUCUAUCACACAAUCAGAUAUCUGUUCUUCGCGAUAAUACAUUCAGUGGACUUGGACUGUCUGUACUUGAAUCUCUCCAUCUAUCACACAAACAAAUACAGCUUCUUCGUGAUAAUACCUUCAGUGGACUGUCUGUACUUGAAUCACUCCAUCUAUCACACAAUCAAAUACAGCAUCUUCGCGAUAAUACCUUCAGUGGACUGUCUGUACUUGAAACCCUCCAUCUAUCACACAACCAAAUACAGGUUCUUCGCGAUAAUACCUUCAGUGGACUGUCUGUACUUGAAACCCUCUAUCUAUCACACAACAAAAUACAGGUUCUUCGCGAUAAUACCUUCAGUGGAGGUCGGUACUUACAUCCCUCAAUCUAUCACACGAUCAAAUAG